Trichophyton rubrum CBS 118892 is the source of this 741-nucleotide messenger RNA. RefSeq lists its product as uncharacterized. Lineage: Eukaryota; Fungi; Ascomycota; Eurotiomycetes; Onygenales; Arthrodermataceae. The record is from RefSeq and is a predicted model, not a curated record. The transcript has a single exon. Bases 1 to 741 code for a protein of 246 amino acids.
AUGCUGAUUGGCCAUCUAUCAAGGGGAAUUGGUCCUACCGCACUGCCGAUGAGAUGCCUGGGGUAUACUAGUAAGGAUUCAAACUUCCUCCCGAAUAACGAUAAUCAUGCUAACUUGCACUUUCUACACCAAAGUGGAGAGUCCGGUGAAGGAGAAUUGCACAGACGUGCUGGAGUUGGUGAAUAUCUAGACAAAGAAUCCAUUGGAGAGGCAAAGAUCAGAGCUCUGGCAAUGGGAUGUACGCUCGACCGUUUACCAAUUGUUAAGCUAACCCUCACUGGCUUCGUCGUGGAUGCCGACCCAUUCUUCAUGUGGUUCAAUCCACAUCGCCUCCGCGUAAUCAACUUCAAGAAUGACUGCGUCGACGCUGGAUUUGCUAUCCCACGCUUCAUUUCAGACCGAGUCGUCGUAUCCUGGUCAAAUACCGUGGCUGAAUAUGCCAUGCAGGUUCGACAUGUCAAACCUGGAGAGGUUAAACUCAUCGAUAUUCCGAAGAGGAAGAACAAGGGGCCAACUCAGGCCAGACUCGUUGAUAUUCCCAAGAAAGGGAAGAAUCCAGUCGACAAAGCUGACGAGACCAAGCUCGCCAACGAGAAGGUCAGCGAAUGGCGAAAGGCAAGUAUCGGCAAAGAAAAUGCAGCCAUCGAGAAGGCACCUGAGUGCUUCUCGGACAAUGACGACGGCCUUAACCGUCGUCCUGCAUUCCGCGUCAAAGGCUUCCCGAGAGCCAGCAAGAAGUGA